This is a messenger RNA of Suillus subaureus, 2654 nucleotides long. Its product is annotated as P-loop containing nucleoside triphosphate hydrolase protein. Gene Ontology annotation, molecular function: ATPase-coupled lipid transmembrane transporter activity; ATP hydrolysis activity; ATP binding. The coding region runs from base 395 to 2443 and encodes 682 amino acids. Gene Ontology annotation, biological process: transmembrane transport. The transcript has 12 exons. The record is from RefSeq and is a predicted model, not a curated record. Lineage: Eukaryota; Fungi; Basidiomycota; Agaricomycetes; Boletales; Suillaceae.
AGUUACAUCAAGUUGUAGUCGGCUAAUCGUUUAUCUUUGCCCGGAUGCUAGAAACUUCCAAGCUCAAUCUUUAGACAAAGUUGCAAGUCGAGCUCUGCGUGGAGACCUGCCUUGUACUACUAUUCGCCCCGCGUCAAUGUAUGUCUUGCCUUGUUCUCGAUCGGUGACUAUGCUCGGGGACUACACAUUUCCGACUGCGUUCAUGAGAAAUUCAAUUGCUCAUCUUACAGAGCCUCAGCGCUCUUGGGGCUGUAUGUCAGACUCCGCCACUAGACGCGUGUUAUUUUCAUCAGCUGAGUCGUUGACUUCGUCACGGGCCGUCUGCCUGGUAUAAAAGUCAUACCGUUAUCUCAAUCCCACAGCGUCUCAUCCUACCAGUGGUUUCGCUCGAAUCAUGCUCAAUUUCCUUUGGACUCGGCGUAUCAUGCCCCCAACUGACGCACAGAAAGAGCGAACGCCACUCCUUGAACGAAGGCUUGGGGUGUGGCGCGUACUGAUCGCCGCUGAUGAAUCGUCAUCAUUCAGGCUCCCCAAUCUUCAGUGGGGUAUUAUAUCGACACAUAUCCCCCUCUUGACUCGCGGAUACAAGGAUAUUCACUCCAUUAGUCCCAUGUUGUUCUGGCUCAUGGUGGUUACACACCUCUGGUAUGCAAUUGAGGACCCAUUGUCGCUCUACUUCUCAAACCGCCUUCUACUUCUCAUUCAACGCUCUGUUUUGCAAGGCAAGGUUCACACGAGUCUAGACAGAGAUCUGUGUAUGGCUAUCAUUGCUCGAGCUUCAUGCUCCGCGUUCAGCGGAUUUGUACAGUGGACUUCGAAUAAUGUACAAGACCAAUACUGCAUGCUCGUCAAUUACCGACUUCAAGAGCGGUUACUUCGAGCAAAUCUUGCGCGUGAUCUUGAAACCUCCCAAGAUAACGAGGCGCAUCUUACAACCGACCCUGAACUGGUAUUUCGCUGCCUUGUACGACUACUUGAUCUUGGAAAGGAGAUUAUUUCAUUUCUGCUCCAAUUGCGAUUAUUGCUGCAUCUCUUAGGCUCCGAAUUUGCAAGUGCCGGACCUGUCUCGAUCCUAUUGUGUUUUUUGCCCCUGUUAUUGGAAAAUAUGUGGGACAAUCAGCUCUGGAGCAAAGCUUACGUGAAGCAGGCAAUCAAUGGCGACUACUUGCGGCAAGAGGCCUUGACCUUGCUCACGGACCACACAUACAAAGCUGAGGUGAUGGGAGGCAAUUUAUCAAGUUAUCUUUUAGAAGAGUACCAGAGAGUGCACGAUGCACUGAGUCACAUACCUAACGGAGACGUUGAGACUUUGUGGAGACGAUCAACGACUGCUCUGCCCAAUAUGUUUUUUAACCUCUGCAAUGACGGACCUGUUCUCUAUAUCGGGCUGUUGGCUCUUAUGAAUCCAAGUCAGGUAUCUGUUGUUCAGCUAGCUAUGCUAGAACAAACCGCCACACGUCUUCGAUACACGUUUGCUUUCGCUAGGCACAUCAUCACCCUUUGGCCGAGCGAAUUGGCCAGCGUGAAGAAUUUUUACAGACUUCUCGAUCUUAAGAACAAGAUGAAGGACGGUUGUAUGCCGUAUUCACCAGCAGCCGGUGCUUUGGGUGUCUCGUUAGAAGUUCGAAACGUAUCGUUCAACUAUCCCGGUGCCAAGUCUGAAAGAGAUGCAUUGAAGGAUGUCUCUUUUUCGAUAAAAGCAGGUCAAUUGGUGGUCAUCGUCGGCGCAAACGGCUCAGGAAAAUCGACCAUACUCAAGCUCCUGACUCGCUGCUACGACGCUACAUCGGGCACUGUCUUAGUUGACGGAAAUCCCAUCGAAGAUUAUCAAAUUGCAGACUUGCGGUCUGUGACAGCUAGUCUAACACAGGAGCAUACCAUAUUCCCACUUUCUUUGAGCGAGAACAUCGGGAUCGGGUCACCAUCAUCUGCAACAAAUCUCGACAAAAUUACUCAAGCAGCGAAGUUAGCUGGUGCUCAGGACGUCAUUGAGAACUUCACCAACGGAUAUGACACUGUCCUCGAACCUGUCAAGACUGCCUCUCUUAGCUAUACAGGAAGGGGAAACGAGGUCCUAGAAAAGGAGUACGAGAAGAUGGAGAAAUCAACAAACGUGUCUGGCGGAGAGAAACAAAGACUUGUUGCCUCCCGGACAUUUAUGCGUAUGCUGUCUGAGGACAUCAAGUUUGUUAUAGUCGACGAGCCAAGUUCUGCCCUUGACCCAGGAGGCGAAUACGAACUGUUUAAGCAGCUCAGGGAAGCACGCAAAGGAAGAACCAUGAUAUUCGUCACGCACCGUUUUGGGCAUCUCACCAAGUUUGCCGAUCUCAUCUUGUGUAUGAAAGGAGGGACUGUGGUUGAGACGGGAACGCACCAGGAGCUGUUGAACCAUCAGGGAGAGUAUGCUCAUUUAUAUAAUGUCCAAGCGCAAGCUUUUACUUGAGACUUACUGAGCCCGUCAAGGAUAGUCUUCAUAGAAUUGAAGCUAGUAUACGCCAGAGCCUAGAAUAUGGGAUUAUGCUACGUAACAGUGAUAGUAACUUCCAUACAUCACAAGAUCUGUAUACCGCAGUCCCACACAUGUCUGACGUUCUCAAAUGCUGACACCGAGAAUCUGUUCUUGAUCCCCAUGAACUGGUAGCACAACAAUUCUC